UCAGAAUCACAGCGCACCAGUCUGCACAUCCUCGACUCACCAUGGCCCAGUCUCCCAGCCAGCAGAGCACCAGCUACAGCUCCCAGGGCAUGUCCACCGGCCGUGGUAACUCCGCCGCCUGUGGCAGCUCCACCGCCCGCAGCACCUCCACCUCCUGCGGCACCUCCACCGCCCGUGGGAGCUCCGCUGCCUGCGGCACUUCCACCGCCCGUGGCAACUCCACCUCCUGCGGCUCCUCCACCGCCCGCAGUGUCUCCGGCAGCAGCGCCUGCAGCCUGGGCGGACGGAUGAAUGGACGCUCCUCCGCUGGCUGGGUGCCCAGCAUGUACGGAGGAGCAGGAGGUUUUGGGACCCGCAUAGCCCAGUCCUCCAACUCCUCCUCAUCCUCUGCAUCACUGAACAUGGGCGGAGGGGCCGGCGUGGUCGUGGAUGGGAAGUUGACCAUGCAGAACCUCAACGACCGCCUGUCAACCUACCUGGACAAAGUGCGCUCUCUGGAAGCAGCCAACAGGAAUUUGGAGCAGCAGAUCAGAGACUUUUAUGAGAAGAGAGCUAACGAUGUCCCUGACUACAGUUGCUACUACGCCACCAUCAGUGACCUGAGAGCUCAGAUUGAAAAGCAAUGGUCAGAGAAUCAGAACAUCAUGUUGCAGAUCGACAACAGUCGGCUGGCUGCAGAAGACUUCAAAACAAAAUAUGAAUUUGAGCACCACCUGCACAAGGUAGUGGAGGCUGAUGUGCUUCGUCUCCGCGGGGUCCGGGACAGCAUGACUCUUACCAUCAGCGACCUGGAGAUGCAGAUAGAGGGUCUGAAGGAUGAGCUAGUGUGCAUGAAGCAGACCCACAAGGAGGAGACAACUCAGAUGAGGCAGCAGAGCAAGGGUUCUGUGAAUGUAGAGGUGGACAUUGGCUGCUCUAUUGAUCUGUCAAAGCUCCUGGAGGAAGUGAGGGAGCAGUAUGAAAAUGUGGUGAAGAAGAACAAGCAUGAAGUUGAAAAAUGGUUCCAGUCUAAAGUGGAAACCCUCCAGAAGACUAUUGUUACCUGUGAAACAGAAGCGAAGGCAAGUGCCAAAGAGGUGGCAGAGCUGAAGAGGACGUACCAGAGUUUGGAGAUCAACCGGAACAGCGCCUAUGCAGAGCUCGAGCUCCUGGGGCAGAACUUGAAAGAAGUGAAGACCUGUUACGGCGCUCAGCUCUGCGAAAGCCAGAGGCGCGUCACCAUGAUGGAGACGGAGCUGCAGCAGCUGAAAGCCUCCAUCGAGCAGCAGCAGGUCUGUUACAAGCAGCUGCUGGACAUCAAGAUGAGGCUGGAGAUGGAGAUCGCUGAGUACAGGAGGCUGCUGCAGGGAGAUCAGUGUGUGCAACAGCUGACUACCCAGUGCACCCAGGCCCCCCAGGCCCCCAAGGCCCCCCAGGCAACCCAGGUCACCCAGUGCACCCCGGUCGCCCAACCGACCCAGGUGACCCAGGUCGCCCAGGCUCCCCAGGUCCACAAGAAGGUGGAACAAAAAGGGGAAGAACAUAAACCCCACAUCGAGAGGCGGGUGAAGACCAUUGUGCAGCAGGUCGUCGAUGGACAGGUGGUGUCCUCCUCCGUUGACACCCAAGUGGAGACCAUUCAGUAAUGCUGCUGCUAAACCCUAUACACUGACUUAAAUGGCGUAAAUGAUGUUCAGUGUAUCUCUGUCACAUGGGUUUAAUUAAGGCUUUAACCGUAAUUUACUUUUAAGCUUGCAAAAGCAGUUCAGCUUCUUCAGUGAGUUACGUUGGUAUUUUCAUUCUUGAUUGGUGAUGUAGGGAAAAGUUUCAGUGAGUGAUGAUAUUUACCUGGUGGAUGCUUCUUCUGAUAAGUCACAAUAUGAUUUAAAGUCAUACAGAUGAUGCGCUGUCUUAAUUAUAACUCUGAGAGGUGGAUGGUAUGAAGGCAGACUGUGUUUUUGAACAAUUUCAUCAUAAAGUCAACUGAAACACUUUUGUUAUAACACUUUAAAAUUAGUAUGUGAAGCUCCUCAGACAUCCAGGUCAUAGUAUAACAAUAACAACACCAACUGCAUGCGCUUAAAGUCACCAUCUCCUCCUGACUGUCCUGACAAUAAAAAUACUGCAGUGCUUGAUAAAAA
Mugil cephalus (flathead mullet) is the source of this 2120-nucleotide messenger RNA. Its product is annotated as keratin, type I cytoskeletal 19-like. The coding region runs from base 42 to 1625 and encodes 527 amino acids. Gene Ontology annotation, molecular function: structural molecule activity. Lineage: Eukaryota; Metazoa; Chordata; Actinopteri; Mugiliformes; Mugilidae. The record is from RefSeq and is a predicted model, not a curated record. The transcript has 9 exons.